This is a messenger RNA of Dibothriocephalus latus, 1263 nucleotides long. The record is from the annotation of a GenBank genome assembly. Lineage: Eukaryota; Metazoa; Platyhelminthes; Cestoda; Diphyllobothriidea; Diphyllobothriidae.
GACCCCAAGGUCCUCGAGGAGCCCCCGGCGAACCUGGCCCCGUGGGUGACCAAGGUCCACAUGGUUUCUGGGGCGAACGGGGCGCACGUGGCCCCCCUGGUAUGGACGGUUUACCUGGCCCCAAAGGAGAACAAGGUCCCCGAGGUCAACAAGGUUUCCCGGGAGAAAUGGGAGUCUCGGGAGCGCCGGGUGCACGUGGACCCAAGGGCGCCAAGGGAGAAACAGGUUGUCAAGGCCCACGGGUAUGUUAUGCACUACAAUCUACUGUUCAUGGUGCCUAGGCUUAGUCGUGGAAAAAAAGGUGAAGACGGCGAGGAAGGACCUGUAGGCAUGGACGGGAACCAGGGACCUCCAGGAGAAGCCGGACCGCCGGGACCCAAGGGUAUGCCGAGCUCACUGGAUGACGGCCCCCCUGGGCAAGAGGGUGAACCUGGCGAUGCCGGAGAAGAGGGUCCGCAGGGUCCACGAGGAGAUCAGGGCUCAGAGGGCCCAGAAGGUCCCCGCGGCCUGGAGGGAGAACAGGGCGAAAAAGGUGCCCAAGGUCCACCAGGUGAGGAGGGUCCCGAAGGAACUUAUAUAUACGCAAACAAAAGAUGCGCCGAAAAGGGCUACCCCGGUGCACGCGGCCCAGACGGCAUUCCUUGCGACCCCUGGACCCUGCCACCCGUUCUUGGUGUUGGUCGCGCCGGAAGUCCGGGUGAACAGGUGAGAUGCUUUGGAAAAUUUAUCUUAAUAUUUGAUGUCACCUUGCUUUUCUGUUCUUUGGGAAGGGAGAAGAAGGAGAAAAAGGGUAUGCAGGGCCAGUCGGAGAUACAGGACUGCCUGGACACCAAGGGAACAGAAGGCGAUCAAGGUGAACGUGGUUUGGAGGGCGAACCUGGUGAUGCUGGGAUGGACGGUUCACCAGGCCCGGCCGGAGCGGCCGGUCCGGAAGGAGAGCGUGGCAUCCCUGGCAGAGAUGGUCAACCUGGCCACCCGGGCAUUCAGGGACCACCUGGGAAAAUGGAUUGCCCAGCAAUUUCACGACCGAAAGGUUUCCAAGGCCCUCAGGGACCUGAGGGACCGAAGGGGGCAGUGGGUCUUCAAGGCGAGCGAGGCCCAGAGGGACCACAGGGCAGGAAGGGUGAUGCGGGCAGGAUAGGCGAACGUGGAAAGCCCGGUGCCCAGUGUCUUCCUGGUCCAGCAGGAGCAAAAGGAGAAAAAGGACUGCAGGGUAGGCUACAGGAGAGUCUCCUUUCCCGUUUUUGCAAGAUCUCCAUCUAA